Messenger RNA from Pipistrellus nathusii (Nathusius's pipistrelle), 303 nucleotides. Lineage: Eukaryota; Metazoa; Chordata; Mammalia; Chiroptera; Vespertilionidae. The record is from the annotation of a GenBank genome assembly.
AUGCAUGGCCACCUCAUCUUGGCAUCUACAGCCAUCAGUGGCCAGGCCCUGUGCCCACAGUCCUGCCAAGAAGUUGCUAGCAGGGGGUAUGUGCUCUGCCUCCACAAAAGAGGUUGGGAACAAGGGGCCAGCUCCUGUGGCUCACAGCCAGGUCCACUAGAUGACUACUCUGGUGUUUCAAUUCACCAACUUAUUAUUUUGGUGGGGGACAGAAAAAAGUUUCAAUGUUUGAAACACCCAUUGAUAAGGGUUAUUUUAAUCACAAGAAACUGCGGGAGAGAAGAUCGGGAAAUCGUCACAUAA